Messenger RNA from Clonostachys rhizophaga, 2754 nucleotides. The record is from the annotation of a GenBank genome assembly. Lineage: Eukaryota; Fungi; Ascomycota; Sordariomycetes; Hypocreales; Bionectriaceae.
AUGUCGGACAAGAAGAACGAGGAUUAUGUCGUGCGUAUGCCAGAGGGCUCCUAUGAGCAGAAGGAUAAAGGCUCUUUCAAUGCCCGCUCGCCAGCAUCGAGUUCGUAUGGCGGGAACUCGCCAGCGCUUCCAAAGUCCUUUUCCAAGCUGGACAAUAGCCCUCUGCUAUCGGUUUUCGCAUACUGUAUUUCGUCCAUCAGUAUGACUGUCGUCAAUAAAUAUGUUGUUUCAGGCCAGGGGUGGAACCUCAACUUUCUCUAUCUCGCCGUUCAGGCAAUCGUUAGUACUGCGACAAUUACGGCCUGCCAGCAGGCUGGGCUCAUUAGAAAUCUGGCACCGUUUGACUCGGACAGAGCGAAGAAGUGGUUUCCCAUCGCUGUUCUCCUCGUCGGCAUGAUUUACACUAGCACGAAAGCGCUCCAGUUCCUAUCGGUCCCUGUCUACACAAUUUUCAAGAACCUGACCAUCAUUGUCAUUGCCUAUGGUGAAGUUCUUUGGUUUGGCGGCAGCGUGACGCCUCUAUCGCUUCUGUCUUUUGGUCUGAUGGUGCUGAGCUCUGUCGUGGCUGCCUGGGCCGAUAUCCAGAGCGCCAUCGCUGGCGACUUCGCGGCCCAGGACUCUGCUGCAGCAAUGUCUACACUGAAUGCCGGCUACGCUUGGAUGGGUCUCAACGUCUUCUGCAGUGCCACAUACGUUCUCGGCAUGCGCAAGGUCAUCAAGAAAAUGAACUUCAAGGACUGGGAUACCAUGUACUACAACAACCUGCUUACAAUCCCUGUCCUCGUCGUCUGUGGCCUCGUUUCCGAAGAUUGGUCCUCAGCCAACCUGGCCUUGAACUUUCCUGCCGACCAGCGCAAUCGCAUCAUCAUUGGUAUGAUCUACUCCGGUCUUGCUGCCAUCUUCAUCUCAUACUGCUCGGCUUGGUGUAUUCGUGUGACCUCUUCCACAACCUAUUCCAUGGUCGGUGCUCUCAACAAGCUCCCUAUCGCUAUCAGUGGCUUGGUUUUCUUCUCUGCCCCCGUCACGGUGGGAAGUGUAUCAGCUAUCUUCAUCGGUUUCGUCAGUGGAAUCGUUUACGCAUAUGCGAGGGUCAGGCAGUCAAGUGCACCCAAAGACUCGCUACCAACAUCCCGUGCUGCCUUCGCCUAUGCGGCGGCAAAGAUUGGGGCAUCCCCGGAUGAGCUCAAGCUUAUUUUCUCUAUGCUCCUAUCGUAUCCCUUGGCUGGCCUUCUCAAAAGAGUCCCUGAUUCCAAACCUUGGCAAAAGAAUCUCUUCAGCAUCAGUAUAUCAGUAUUUUAUCUUGUCGGCCUCUUCGACCUGUGGGAUGGCGCCUUGACGAUUUUCAUAAGCUCCGCCGGCACGUACUGCAUUGCCAAAUAUCUCCGAUCGAGCGCAUAUAUGCCAUGGAUUGGUUUUGCUUUUGUGAUGGGCCACAUGUCAAUCAGCCAUAUCUCGCGGCAAAUUGCCAACAACCCUUCUAUGGUUGAUAUCACAGGCGCCCAGAUGGUCAUGGUGAUGAAGCUCAGUGCCUUCUGCUGGAACGUAGCCGAUGGUCGCCUGCCCGAUGAAGAACUGUCUGAUUUCCAGCGCGAUCGAAUGCUACGCGACCUUCCGGGCUUGCUUGACUUUGCCGGUUAUGUGCUCUUCUUUCCCUCUCUGCUGGCUGGGCCCGCAUUCGACUACGCCGAAUACCGACGCUGGGUCGAUACCACCAUGUUCGAUCUACCAGCGCAAGUCGACCCGUCGAAGAAACCCCCUGUGCGCAAGAAGAGAAAGAUUCCUCGUAGCGGAACUCCUGCUGUAUGGAAAGGUGCUUCUGGUUUAGUGUGGCUUCUGCUCUUCCUCACACUCUCCGGACCGUACGGCCACGACCAACUCUUGUCCGACUCCUACAUGACUUACAAUAUCUUCCGCCGUAUCUGGAUCCUAUAUUUAACCAACCUAGUUGCUCGUUUCAAGUACUACGGAGUUUGGUCGCUAACGGAAGGCUCCUGCAUUCUCGCUGGGUUGGGGUACAAUGGCGUCGAUCCUAUUACAGGCAAAGUCUCGUGGAAUCGCCUCCGGAACAUUGACCCAUGGGCAGUCGAAACUGCACAGAAUGCUAGGGCGUAUCUCGGCGGCUGGAAUAUAAAUACAAACAACUGGCUGCGCAAUUACGUGUAUCUGCGAGUUACACCAAAGGGCAAGAAGCCUGGUUUCCGAGCCAGCAUGCUUACUUUCGGGACCAGCGCGCUGUGGCAUGGCUUCUACCCAGGAUACUACUUAACCUUCCUCUUCGCCAGUCUCGUUCAGACAGCUGCUAAGCACUUCCGCAGACACGUCCGGCCUUUCUUCCUUGACCCUCUAUCCGGCAAGCCUUCGUCAAAAAAGAACUACUAUGACAUCGCGACGUAUUUCGGUACCCAGCUGACAUUCUCCUUCGCCACAACUCCAUUCCUCGUCCUUCGACUUGGCGACUGUCUUCGGGUCUGGGCCCGUGUAUAUUUCUACGCCCUGGUCUGGAUAGUGGGCGUUUUAGCAUUCUUCUCUUCUCCCGGCAAGGCCAUGCUAGGCAAGCAGCUCGAGAAGCGCCAAGGAAAGGCCAGCAAGAGGCUGGUUAGGACUAUCAGUUCUGAGAGUCUUUCUGGCGGUCAACCUGUGUUGGGUAUCUCCAAAGACCCUGAAGGCGAUCUUGUUGAGGCGAUCGAGGAGUUCAGAGCCGAGGUUGAAAGGAAGAUGGCUGAAGAGUUGCAAAAGCAAAAGGCGAAGCAAUAA